Messenger RNA from Macadamia integrifolia, 555 nucleotides. RefSeq lists its product as uncharacterized. The transcript has a single exon. NCBI's taxonomy places the organism in Eukaryota, Viridiplantae, Streptophyta, Magnoliopsida, Proteales, Proteaceae. The coding region runs from base 1 to 555 and encodes 184 amino acids. The record is from RefSeq and is a predicted model, not a curated record.
AUGGAACUUGAAGGAAGGGUUGCCUUAUCAGCAAUGGGCAAAGGUUUUGUUCUCUUUCAAUUUGAAAUUGAAUCCGAUAUGUUACUUAUCUGGCGGCGAAGUUCGAUCAAGGUUGGGGGUCAAUAUGUUAGGUUCCAAAAGUGGAGGCAGGAUUUCAAUAUUCAUGAAAAGCAGAUUGCCAUUAAGAUGGUUUGGAUCUGCUUCCCGGAUCUUCCGUUAGAAUACUGGCAUGAGAAAAUUCCUCUCACCAUGGCCAAAGCGGUCAGACGGCCAAUGGCUAUCGACAAACAUACCCGGACAGUUUUAAUGGGAGGAUUUGCCCGGAUUCAGGUUGAGAUGGAAAUAGGGUCCAGUCGAAUUGAGGAGACUCAUGUCGAGAGACUUCAGCCUGGUACACAACAGGUCUUUUGGUUUAAACAAAAGGUCAUCUAUGAAGACAAAUUGGGCCUCUGUGGUUUCUGUAAAAAAUUAGGACACCUUGUCUCUGAUUGCAGAAUUUUAAAACAAGUGGAAGCGAAUGCAGAUGAAGAAGCGAUGCCUAAUGAAGCAGUCUAG